AUGCAUCAUUAUAAAUUAGAAUUUAAAUUUUCUUUUAAAUUUAACACGAAAGGUGGCUUAUACCCCAUCUCUGCUUACCUCAUUCGAUCAAAUCAAUUCUUUAAUUUUAUAAAAUCUUUAAAAAACAAAGAUCUUUUUUAUAUUAAUCAAAUUAUUACAGCAGAUGGUCUUUUCCUAAGAGAUUGGAAAGAUAUCAAGAAAUUAUUACCCAACAAAAAAGGUCGUACGCCUGGAUGGUAUCAAUAUCUGAAAGAUAAUAUUAUUUUAAAUCAAAAUAAUUUACGUCUCAAUUUCGACUUACCACCUACCAACAUUCACAACCCAUUAGUCACACGACCUAAAAUCAUCCCUCAAAGUACAAACAUUAAACGUAUCAAAAAUAUAUGGAUAGCUUAUUGGUGCCCACGUACCAAUGACGUUAUUUUUGGAAGAAUAGUAGAAAAACAACAUUUUUACAAUCACCAUCAGACUAUUACAUUCGAACAUUUUACACAUAUUACUGAUUCACAUUCCUCACAUAAUAAUUUAACUCCAAGAUCUCGUCCUACAUAUUUAACUAAAUGUACUGGAUGCAAUCUUUCUGAACCUAAUACUUUUAACAGCAAUACCAAUUCCACAUGUUACAUUACUUCGUUAUCGAAUUCUACUAUCAUCAUUAAUGUAUCAAAAAGUAACAAAACUUUCCAACAAUAUAGAAAACCAUUUUAUAAAUGUGUUAAACAAUAUUCCACUAUUAAACAGAACGUUAUUAUAGAUUACAAUCUUCGUAACACACGCUCACAUUCUAAUCCUACUUUAUCGGAAGAUCCUAUAAUAUAUAGAACACAAUUAGAAAAUUUCAUAGACUUAGAUUCUGUUAAUAUUUUAAAUAGAAAUUUAAUUACACAACUUAUUUCACCUGACACUUUACAUUUACCACUUUUUAAUAUUAGUAAACAACUUUCUACUUAUAAUAAUAUAGAAUUUUAUACCGAUGGAUCGCUCAAUAGAGACGACGAUUUCCCGAAAAUGGGAUACGGUUGGAUUUUUACGACAAAUUUAUCUGACAAUGUUAAAUUUUCAGGAUCUUGUAAAGACUGGCCCAGCUCUUCCAAAGCUGAACUAAUGGCGAUCUUAACAGCAUUAAUCACCUGUACACCAAACAGUAAAGUUCAAAUCUAUACUGACUCAGCAAGUUGUAUAGAUACUUUUAACAAACUCAAUUCACCAAAACUUACAGCCAGACGAUUUCAAAAACUUAAUAACUGUACGAUAUGGAAUACAGUGAAAUAUAUUAUCAACACUUUAAAAUUAAACGUAUCCUUGAUCAAAGUUAAAGCACAUUCAGGUAACCCACUAAAUGACGCUGCAGAUAUGUUAGCCAAAGAAGGAAGUCUAUCGACAGACUAUCUUAAUAUUAAAAUUCAACACAUCAACACACAAUCAUAUCAUUUGACUUUCAACGAUACUAUAAUUAUUGAUCGAAAUAUUCGUAAAACAACAAAAAGAAUUACCAACUUUCAAAAUUUUCAAAAACAUUUAUCUCACAAUCAAUUGGAUCGAAUCAAACAUCACGCUUUAAACAAUUUAAUAGACUGGGAAUACUCCCAAUUAUGGUUCAAAUAUAACUCAUUCUCCAAACCGACUUGUGAGCAAUAUACAAAACACGUUAGCUGGAAAAUUAAAUGCUCAAGCAAUAAUCUACCGACGAUGGAUAUUUUAAAUCGCAACUAUCCAGACUUAAUCAAAGAAAAUGAACCAUGCUUCCUCUGUUCACUUCAUAUAGAAACCAAUGAUCAUCUUUGGAACUGUCCACAAGUAUUAAGUAUAAUCAAACCAAUUUUCGAAAAGUUUUAUGAAAAAUUUAAAACUAUUAUUACAUCAGAAUCAAAUUCCGUAUACGCUUUAUAUUCUGAUUCGAUUACUCAAAAUCCGAUUUUUAAAUGGACAAAGAAACCGCCUACGCAAAUCGCCGAUAUUCCAGAACUAUAUUGUCUAUUGAGAAAUUUUAUACCUACAAAUUUGACAUAUCCAUUCAAAGCAGCGAAAAUCAGUAAAACAAUUACGAAGAAACUAUUACUUAAUUUUAUUUUUGAUCUACAUAGAGAAUUAUACGAAAAAAUUUGGAAAGUACGAGCCACAAAAUGGAAACAAUACAAGAAAGAUCAUGACAUCAAUAAAAAAUCGUUCGUUAACUAUCGUCGUAACCGCCAACAAAAUUCUCAUCAUAAUUCUACACAACGUAAUAACUGA
Rhizophagus irregularis DAOM 181602=DAOM 197198 is the source of this 2232-nucleotide messenger RNA. NCBI's taxonomy places the organism in Eukaryota, Fungi, Glomeromycota, Glomeromycetes, Glomerales, Glomeraceae. The record is from RefSeq and is a predicted model, not a curated record.